Babjeviella inositovora NRRL Y-12698 is the source of this 4321-nucleotide messenger RNA. It is a transcript of the gene SPT6, whose product is annotated as chromatin-remodeling histone chaperone. The coding region runs from base 221 to 4300 and encodes 1359 amino acids. Lineage: Eukaryota; Fungi; Ascomycota; Pichiomycetes; Serinales. Gene Ontology annotation, molecular function: histone binding; nucleosome binding; DNA binding. The transcript has a single exon. The record is from RefSeq and is a predicted model, not a curated record. Gene Ontology annotation, biological process: positive regulation of transcription elongation by RNA polymerase II; nucleosome organization; transcription elongation by RNA polymerase II. Gene Ontology annotation, cellular component: transcription elongation factor complex.
AAGCAUACCCCCGACUUUUUGAUUUCCAUACUCGCCGUCUCGACUUCCUUAAACAGCACUUUCAAUUUAUACGAGCCAAAUCGGGAAGUGAUACAUACUUCCAGUUUAGGCAGUCGAUUUUUUCACGCUCUUCGCAGCGUCAAUAUCAAAACUCGUCGUUUUGCUCACCCUCUACCUAUUCCCACCACCAAGCAACGGCGACGAUACAAUUACCGAUAAAAUGUCUGCCGCCCCUAGUGACGAAGAGCGGGAGAUCCAGGACAAUUUCUCUGACGAGGAGAUCCGGGAAGAAGAAAACAUGGUGGAUUCGUCUGAGGAGGAGGACGACGACGAGGAUGAGGACGCCAUCAACGAGGUCCGCGACGGGUUCAUCGUGGAUGACGAAGAGGAAGAUGAAGGCGCGAAGCGUAAGAAGAAGAAGAAGCGGCGCCACCGCGAGAAAGAGCCGGAGGUUGAAGCGCUUGACGACGACGAUCUUGAGUUGCUCAUGGAAAACAACGGCGUCAGCGUGCCCGCAGCGAAGCCAAAGUUUAAGCGACUCAAGCGUGCGCAGACGGACGAGCCCGACCGGUUGACACAAAUGUUCUCUGAGGAAGAGGAGGAAGAGGAGAAGCCGCGCAACGUGUUGGAUGAGUUUGACGAUUUUAUCGAGGAUGACGAGUUUUCCGAUGAGGAUGAGGGUACGCGCGCGAAGCGCGAACAGAAGAAGGCCUCGCGCAGCCGUGCGCCCGCACAAAUGUCCAACAUUGACAACGAAAAGCUCAGCGAGUUGUUUGAGAUCUUUGGCAACGGAGAGGACUACGCGUGGGCGUUGGAGGGCGAGGACGAGGGCGAGUACGAAGAUGACACUAAUCCAACGGCAUUGACGGAUGUGUUCGAGCCGGCGGAGUUGAAGGAGCGCAUGUUAACAGAGGCAGAUAACCAGAUCCGCAUGGCGGACGUGCCAGAGCGCUUCCAGACGCUCCGUGCGCACGUACGUGCAUACGACUUGCCCGACGCAGCGUUCAAGGCCGAGCAGGAGUGGGUUGCAAACAAGUUGGCGGCAGAGAAGGGUGACGCUGCAGGCGAGCCGUUCGAGCACGCGGUGCACAAAGUAGUGGAGUUUGUCGCGCGCGACAAUCUCGAGGUGCCAUUCAUCUGGAACCACCGCCGCGACUAUUUCCUCCAUCCAGUGAAAAACACCGAGGGUGAGGUGGUUCGCGUUGACCGCUUGUUGGUCGAAGAUGACUUGUGGAGGAUUGUUCAAUUAGACAUUGACUACCACGGGAUUUAUGAUAAGCGUGGUGCGGUACUGGUGAUGUACGAGGCGUUGGGUUUGGACGAUGACGUGCGUGAUUCAAUUGCGCGUGCGCAGACAAUGGUGGAGUUGCAGGACUUGCACGAUUACCUUUCGUUCAAGUAUUCGAAGGAGUUACGCGCUACGCGCGGCGACACGCGUGACGCCGCGACCAAGCGCCACUCGAAGUUUUCCUUCUAUGAACGCUUUCUCGCGCACGAUCUCCGCGCAAUCCUUGCGGCGAUCGGCAUCUCCGCGGACCAUUUCGGGGUCAACGUGGUUAACCAGACACGCAUCCACACGACCGUCGAUGCGGAGUACGAAUCGCCUGAGGACAUGGCCAAGGAUAUCAUCGCGGAUGCAGCCGAUCCGUGGUUUGUGGACUACCGCGCGGCACUCGAUGCGGUCGAGCAGACGUACGCGGAGCAGCUCUUCAAUGACCCCAACAUUCGCAAGUUCUUCCGCAGCACGUUCCAGCAAUACUCCACGGUGGAUGUCGUGUUGACAGAAAAGGGCAAGGUUACCAUUGCGGAGGACGGUCCGUAUGCGGACUUCAAGUACCUCAUCAAUCGCACGGCCGCGUCGCUCGUGGGUGCGCCUGAUAUGUUUCUCCGUAUGUUGCGCGCGGAGGCGGAGGGCUUGAUCGUGAUCAAGGUGCGCUUCCAGCAUCUCCAGCAGAUGCUCGACCACAUGUUUGUGUCGUUCCUCGCAUCUGACGGGGUGUCGGAGUUGGCGGAACAGUGGAAUGCGUUGCGGCGCGCGGCGUUCGCGCGUGGUAUGGCUAAAUUGGUGCCGCUUGUGUGUAUGAACUACAAAGAGGAUCUUCUCCGUGAAUGCGAGCGCAUUCUUUUCUUUCAGGUACGGCGCACGUUUGCGGCGCGCUUGGACCAAGCACCGUACACGCCGGCAGGCUUCGACAAGGGCACGGUGCCAACGGUGUUGGCGAUGUCGUGCGGACGCGGGAACUUCGGGAUCGACUCGGUGGUGGCGAUUAUGAUGCAGGACAACGGCAAGAUAAUCGACGAGAUCAAGUUCGAUGCGAAUCCGGUCCGCGACAACGAGAGCCUCUUCGAGGAUCAGUUGAUCCAGACGGUCAAGAAGCACCGCCCUGAUGUGAUCGGUCUUGCGGGCUACAACGUGAAAUCAAAGAAGUUAUACGAUGUGUUGAAGCAGCUCAUUGAGAAGAAUCAGCUCACGGUGGCUGAAGAUACCGAUGCGCAGUUUGAGGGUGGCGAGCCGCCGUUGGUGGAGGUGCUCUGGGUGAAUGACGAGACGGCAAAGCUCUACGAAGCAUCCGCACGUGCGCGUGCGGCCUUCCCCGAGAAGAGUACGCUCGCAAAGUACUGCAUCGCGCUCGCGCGCUACGUACAGUCUCCACUCACGGAGUACAUUGCGCUUGAAAAGGAUCUCCCCGCGCUCGCGAUCCACCCGCACCAGGGCCUCCUCGCGGAAGCGAAGGUGACGCUCGCGAUUGAGUCAGCGUUGGUCGACAUCGUGAACAUGACGGGAGUCGAGUUGGGCGAGGCGCUCCGUGACGAGGCCGUCGCGCGCUACCUCCCGUACGUUGCGGGUCUCGGCGCGCGCAAGGCGUCAGGUCUCAUUGCGGGUCUCCAGGCGAACGACGACGAGUUCACCAAUCGCGGGCACCUCGUGACGUUGCAGCUCACCGGUGCAGUCAUCUACAUGAACUGUGCGUCGUUCAUCCGCAUUCCUUACGACGAGCGCCGUCUCGAUCGCGACAAGAGUAACAGAAUUGAAGUUCUCGACGCGACACGUAUCCACCCCGAAGACUACGACCUCGCACGCAAGAUGGCUGCGGACGCGCUCGAAUUCGAUGAAGAAGAGGUCAAGCACUACGAGUUGAAGGGCGGUGGGGUCAUCUACCAGUUGAUUAAGGACGGCCCGGAGAAGCUCGACGAGUUGUAUCUCGAGGGCUACGCGGAGGAGUUGGAGACCAAGUAUAAGCAGAAGAAGCGCGCAACGCUCCACAUGAUCAAGGAUGAGCUCCAGCGCCACUACGAGGAGCUCCGCCGCUCGUUCCAGCGCCUCGACGCGGGCGCUGUGUUCCGUAUGCUUACGGGCGAGACCGAAGCGACGGUACGUGCGGGCGCGGUGCUCCCCGUGAACAUCCGCAAGAUCUCGCAGUACCUGAUCUUUGCGACAACGUCAUCCAUGAUCGACACUAAUAUUCGCCAGGAUUACACGAAGGAAAGGGACGACAACCGCAGCUUGUUUGAGAUCUACCACAUGGGCCAGACGGUUGCCGCGACAGUGCGCGAGGUGGACUACGAGAGCUUCCACAUCGAGGCGAGCUUGUUGCGCGAGGACCAGCACGCAGUGCAAGCUGCGCGCGACUCGGAGACCUGGAACGUCGCGGCGGAGCUCGCGGACAAGACAGUUGAAGACACACGCACCAAGCUCGAGAACCGCUCGGGUCGCGUCAUCAAGCACACGUUGUUCCGCAACUUUACGUCACGCCAGGCAGAGGAGUUCCUCGCGCCCAAGUCGCGCGGUGACCUCGUCAUUCGCCCUUCGUCUAAGGGUGAUGACCAUGUAGUCAUUACUUGGAAGGUGUCCAACAACCUCUUUCAGCAUGUGGAUAUCCUCGAGAUCCAAAAAGCUGGGGAUAAGGUGUUCCGCGUUGACGGCCAUGACUACAGUGACCUCGACGAGUUGAUCUACAACUACGUGCAUGCGAUUGCCAGGAAGGUGGACGACAUGUGUUACAACGAGUUCUUUUCUGAUGACACGCGCGAGAACACGCAGAAGGCAUUGGAGGAGCGGUCAAAAAACAGUCCGAAGCGUGUUUGUUACAGUUUCUGCUUUGACCACAAGGCGCCGGGGUGGUUCUUGUUGAGCUUCAAGGUAAAUGCUGCUGCGAAGAUCGCGACGUGGCAUGUGCGCGCUACGCCGGAUGGGUAUAGAUUGAAGAGCUAUGACUACCCGGAUCUUAAUCGUUUGAGAAAUGGGUUCAAGUCUUUGUUGAAGACCGAGAUGCAGAAACAGAGUGUGAGUGGAUGGUAAGCCUUGGAGAACGGUCUGGGU